Molecule: messenger RNA, 1137 nt
Organism: Drosophila yakuba
Lineage: Eukaryota; Metazoa; Arthropoda; Insecta; Diptera; Drosophilidae
Source: the annotation of a RefSeq genome assembly
AUGCAUAAACCUUUACGAAAUUCCCACCCUUUAUUUAAAAUUGCUAAUAAUGCUUUAGUUGAUUUACCAGCUCCAAUUAAUAUUUCAAGAUGAUGAAAUUUUGGAUCAUUACUUGGAUUAUGUUUAAUUAUUCAAAUUUUAACUGGAUUAUUUUUAGCUAUACACUACACAGCAGAUGUUAACUUAGCUUUUUAUAGUGUUAAUCAUAUUUGCCGAGAUGUAAAUUAUGGUUGAUUAUUACGAACUUUACACGCUAACGGUGCAUCAUUUUUUUUUAUUUGUAUUUACUUACAUAUUGGUCGAGGAAUUUAUUACGGAUCAUAUUUAUUUACACCAACUUGAUUAGUAGGAGUAAUUAUUUUAUUUUUAGUAAUAGGAACAGCUUUUAUAGGUUAUGUUUUACCUUGAGGACAAAUAUCAUUUUGAGGAGCAACUGUAAUUACUAAUUUAUUGUCAGCUAUCCCUUAUUUAGGUAUAGACUUAGUACAAUGAUUAUGAGGAGGAUUUGCUGUAGAUAAUGCUACUUUAACUCGAUUUUUCACAUUUCAUUUUAUUUUACCUUUUAUUGUUCUUGCUAUAACUAUAAUUCAUCUACUAUUUUUACAUCAAACAGGAUCUAAUAACCCUAUUGGUUUAAAUUCUAAUAUUGAUAAAAUUCCUUUUCACCCAUACUUCACAUUUAAGGAUAUUGUAGGAUUUAUUGUAAUAAUUUUUAUUCUAAUUUCAUUAGUUUUAAUUAGACCAAAUUUAUUGGGAGACCCAGAUAACUUUAUUCCUGCUAAUCCUUUAGUAACACCAGCUCACAUUCAACCAGAAUGAUAUUUUUUAUUUGCUUACGCAAUUCUUCGUUCAAUUCCUAAUAAAUUAGGAGGAGUUAUUGCAUUAGUUUUAUCAAUUGCAAUUUUAAUAAUUUUACCUUUUUAUAAUUUAAGAAAAUUCCGAGGAAUCCAAUUUUAUCCAAUUAACCAAAUUUUAUUUUGAUCUAUAUUAGUUACAGUAAUUUUAUUAACAUGAAUUGGAGCUCGACCAGUUGAAGAACCUUAUGUAUUAAUUGGACAAAUUUUAACUAUUAUUUAUUUUUUAUAUUAUUUAAUUAACCCACUAGUUACAAAAUGAUGAGAUAAUUUAUUAAAUUAA